Molecule: messenger RNA, 156 nt
Organism: Dibothriocephalus latus
Lineage: Eukaryota; Metazoa; Platyhelminthes; Cestoda; Diphyllobothriidea; Diphyllobothriidae
Source: the annotation of a GenBank genome assembly
GAGGAGGAGGAGGAGGAGGAGGAGGAGGAGGAGGAAAGGAACGCAUUGUUGGCAAGGUUUGUACACGUACUGAUGCAAUUCCUUGCCAGACUCAACGAUCUCUUCACGCGUGAAUGGAAAGACAUUGCGAGAUCCGACUGUCUUCCGCAUUUGUAA